AUGGAUUCAUCUGUUUUAGGAUCAAAAGGUCCGUCAUCUGUGAUUACGAACGAACAGCGCAAACGUCUCUUUAGCAAUAUUUUCGCCGUCCGAGACUGCAGUGAAAGGUUAUUGUCGGACUUGGAAAACAGACUGCAGAGUAACUUGGUCCUCUCCGAUCUUUGUGAUAUUCUCUGUGAUCAUUUCGAAGCCAAUUUCGACCCAUAUGUCAAAUAUUGCUCCAAUCAGCGGCUAGAAAGCGAUCGUUUGUGCCAGGGUCUAGAUAUGCGUUCGUUUCUGAUGUUACCCAUGCAAAGAGUCACUCGCUAUCCACUGCUGGUGAUUGCGAUCCUGGAACGAACUCAUCAAGAUACGACGAAUUAUCAGACUGCCCAAAUUGCAUUGCACCUCGCUAACCAUAUCGUAACUUGUUGUAAUGAAGGUGCUCGUCGAAUGGAUCGUACCGAACAGCUCCUGGAAAUCGAACGGCGUCUCGUAUAUAAAUCAUCCGAUUUGAGGUAA
This is a messenger RNA of Gongylonema pulchrum, 501 nucleotides long. The record is from the annotation of a GenBank genome assembly. Lineage: Eukaryota; Metazoa; Nematoda; Chromadorea; Rhabditida; Gongylonematidae.